This is a messenger RNA of Colletotrichum orchidophilum, 4935 nucleotides long. RefSeq names its product pentafunctional AROM polypeptide. Gene Ontology annotation, biological process: chorismate biosynthetic process; aromatic amino acid biosynthetic process. The record is from RefSeq and is a predicted model, not a curated record. Gene Ontology annotation, cellular component: cytoplasm. The annotation marks the transcript as partial. The transcript is spliced from 2 exons. NCBI's taxonomy places the organism in Eukaryota, Fungi, Ascomycota, Sordariomycetes, Glomerellales, Glomerellaceae. Gene Ontology annotation, molecular function: 3-dehydroquinate dehydratase activity; 3-dehydroquinate synthase activity; shikimate 3-dehydrogenase (NADP+) activity.
AAAAUAGAUUGGGUUCUCUUAGGAAGAGUCACCGGCACUACACACCCUAUAGACAUAGAGGUAGGCACACCCGCGCAUCUUGCACGCACUCCCCAUUCGACUCACCUCCCUUUUCCAGCUCCACGACAGAGACCAAUCCGAUGCGCCAGAGUUCAAAAUAACCAGCGACAACCACCCCAAUAUCUGCUGCCGUCGAUUAUGGGCUUAGUCAAUGGCUCGGAUUCGGGCUCAGGCCCGACCCGGAUCACGAUCCUGGGCAAAGAUGACAUUGUCGUCGACCACGGCAUCUGGCUCGACUUCGUGACUCAUGAUCUCCUCAACCACCUCAAGACGUCGACUUACGUCCUCGUAACCGACACCAACCUCUUCGACACAUAUGUUCCGCCUUUCCAAAAGGUCUUUGAAGCUGCUGCGCCUGCCUCGGCAAGACUGCUCACGUACGCGAUUCCGCCCGGCGAAGUGUCUAAGAGCCGCAAGACAAAGGCCGACAUCGAAGAUUGGAUGUUGCUGCAGAAAUGCACCAGGGACACUGUCAUCAUCGCUCUCGGCGGCGGUGUUAUUGGCGACAUGAUCGGCUACGUUGCCGCCACCUUCAUGCGGGGUGUCCGCUUCGUACAAGUGCCGACGACGCUGCUGUCUAUGGUUGACUCAUCCAUUGGCGGCAAGACUGCCAUCGACACUCCUAUGGGCAAGAAUCUCAUCGGUGCUUUCUGGCAACCCUUCCGUAUCUACAUCGACUUGAUCUUUCUUGAGACGCUGCCGGCGCGAGAGUUCAUCAACGGCAUGGCUGAGGUUAUCAAGACGGCCGCCAUCUGGAGUGAGGACGAAUUCACUGCCCUCGAGACCAGUGCGCCUGCGAUACUGGCUGCUGUCAAGUCUCAGGGGGAACAGAGACUGUCGCCCAUCCGAGACAUCAUUAAGCGAAUUGUCCUUGGCUCUGCCUCCGUCAAGGCCCAAGUUGUCUCAAGUGACGAGAGAGAGGGCGGCCUAAGGAAUCUUCUCAACUUUGGCCACUCUAUCGGUCAUGCCUACGAAGCCCUGUUGACUCCCCAACUCCUCCAUGGGGAGGCCGUUGCCAUUGGCAUGGUCAAGGAGGCGGAACUGGCCCGCUUCCUCGGCGUCCUCCGUCCUGGCGCUGUGGCACGACUUGUCAAGUGCAUUGCGAGCUAUGAGCUUCCCACCUCGGUACACGACAAGAAGGUUGUCAAGCUGACCGCAGGUAAGAAGUGCUCUGUUGACGUGUUGUUGGAGAAAAUGGCCGUCGACAAGAAGAAUGACGGAGCCAAAAAGAAGAUCGUGCUCCUUUCUGCUAUCGGAAAGACACACGAACAAAAAGCCAGCGUAGUCCAAGACCACGUCAUCAGGGUAGUUCUGUCACCGGCAACUCAGGUCAUUCCUGGCAUGCCUCAAUCUCACAGCACCAUAGUUACACCUCCUGGCUCCAAGUCUAUCUCCAACCGCGCCCUCGUUCUCGCCGCUCUCGGACAAGGAACGUGCCGGAUUACGAACCUACUUCAUUCCGACGAUACAGAGUACAUGCUGUCGGCCAUCGCUCAGCUCGGUGGUGCAACAUAUGCUUGGGAAGAAGCUGGAGAGGUGCUAGCUGUUAAAGGCAAAGGCGGCGAACUCAAUGCCAGCAAGGAGGCGCUGUACCUGGGCAACGCUGGUACCGCAUCACGAUUCUUGACGACGGUCGUAGCUCUUUGUGCCCCGUCUGAUGUGUCUUCCACCGUACUUACCGGCAACGCUCGUAUGAAAGUCCGUCCCAUCGGUCCUCUCGUCGACGCUCUCAGAGCCAACGGCCUGGGCAUCAAGUACCUCGGCCAAGAGAAGAGUCUUCCUCUCCAAGUCGAUGCUGCUAAUGGUUUUGAGGGCGGAGUCAUUGAAUUAGCCGCUACUAUUUCAUCGCAGUAUGUUUCGUCGAUCCUGAUGGCUGCACCGUACGCGAAGAACCCAGUCACUCUGCGACUCGUAGGUGGAAAGCCCAUAUCCCAGUUUUAUAUCGACAUGACCGUCUCUAUGAUGCGCACCUUUGGCGUGAACGUCACCAAGUCGGCAGAGGAGCCCAAUACCUACCACAUCCCGAAGGGCGUCUACCAAAACCCUGCCGAGUAUGUGGUUGAGAGUGACGCCAGCUCCGCCACCUACCCUUUGGCCAUUGCGGCCAUUACCGGCACCACUUGUACUGUGCCUAAUAUCGGUUCGGAGUCACUUCAGGGUGACUCCCGAUUUGCCAUUGACGUGUUGAGACCUAUGGGCUGCACCGUCGAACAAACUGGAACUUCGACUACCGUCACAGGACCGUCCAUUGGCAAUCUGAAGGCCAUUGAGCAUGUUGACAUGGAGCCCAUGACAGAUGCUUUCCUCACAGCCUCCGUCUUGGCUGCUGUGGCAUCGGGAACAACCAAGAUAAGCGGCAUCGCUAAUCAACGAGUCAAAGAAUGCAACCGCAUCGGGGCAAUGCGCGAGCAACUGGCCAAGUUUGGUGUUGAGACCGACGAAUUUGACGACGGGAUCAUCAUCACCGGUCGCGCUGUCCAGGGGCUCCAGCAGCCCACCGAAAGCAUCUUCUGCUAUGACGAUCAUCGCGUUGCCAUGAGCUUCAGCGUUCUUUCAGUCGUAUCUCCUAAACCCGUGACAAUUCUUGAGAGAGAAUGCACUGGCAAGACCUGGCCAGGUUGGUGGGACACCAUGUCACAAUUCUUCGACAUUGAGCUUGACGGCAUCGACCAGCACCCGAAGCCUGUGGCUACAGCACCUUCCACUAGAUCUCGCAAGGAUAAAUCUGUUGUGAUCAUUGGUAUGCGUGGCGCAGGCAAGACGACUGCAGGGAGGUGGAUGGCGGAUACGCUGAAGAGGCCUUUCAUCGACUUGGACGAAGAGCUGGAACGGCGGUCAGGCAUGACAAUUCCAGAAAUGAUCAGAGGUUCCAAAGGCUGGGCAGGCUUCAGAAAGGAUGAGCUUGAACUUCUCCGGGAUGUCUUGGAGAAGCAGAGCCACGGACACAUCUUCUCUUGCGGAGGCGGCAUUGUCGAGACUCCUGAAGCACGGAAACUACUUAUCGCUCAUUGCCAGAACAACGGCACUGUGUUGCUAGUCCACCGUAAUACUAGGGAAGUCGUUGACUACCUGCUGCAGGACAAAUCAAGACCGGCCUACAGAGAAGACAUCGAAGACGUGUACUGGCGCCGGAAGCCCUUCUUCGAGCAGUGCAGUAACUUUGAGUACUUCAGCCCUCAUCCCCCUGGUACAUUGGCUACACGGGAACCGCCAUUAGACUUCCGUCGCUUCGUCAAUGUUUUGUGCGGAGAGCAGGUCCAAGUGAACAAGGCACUAGCAAAGAAUCCCAGCUUCUUCGUCUCCCUCACAGUACCAGAGGUUGCGUCUGCUCUUACUCUGAUACCGGCCGUCGUGGUCGGUUCCGACGCCGUGGAGCUUCGCGUGGACUUGCUUCAAGAUUACUCUGAGGAGUUCGUGGCACACCAAAUUGCGCUUCUUAGAUCGGUGGCAGACAUUCCCAUCAUCUUUACUCUGCGGACGCAGUCGCAGGGCGGCAAAUUCCCCGAUGACGCCUACGAUCAAGGUCUCGGGCUGUACCAAAAGGCCAUCCGUAUGGGAGUUGAGUUCAUCGAUGUUGAGAUGACCCUUCCAGAGCGAGUCAUAUGUGCAGUCGUGGAGAACAAGGGACCGGCGCGUAUUAUAGCCUCCCACCAUGACCCCCAGGGCAAUCUGUCGUGGAAGAAUGGAUCUUGGAUUCCAUUCUACAACAAGGCUCUCCAAUGGGGCGAUGUGAUCAAGCUGGUUGGAGUUGCCAAGCGCAUUGAGGACAAUUUUGACCUAGCUCAGUUCAAGUUGGAGAUGCUCUCCUCGCACAAGACCCCCAUCAUUGCCCUGAACAUGGGACAGGGUGGUAAGCUUAGUCGCGUACUCAACGGCUGCCUCACCCCCGUCUCCCAUCCAAAUCUGCCGUUCAAGGCAGCCCCAGGACAAUUGUCCGCGGCUGAGAUCCGGCAGGCUUUGGCGUUGCUUGGGCAUAUUAAUGCCCAAACCUACUACCUAUUUGGUAAGCCCAUCGCAGCGUCAAGGUCACCAGCUCUGCACAAUACUCUGUUUGACCUUGUCGGUUUACCGCACCAUUACUUGCGCAAGGAGACAGACAAUGCCGCCGACGUGCGCGAGUUGAUCCGUGCUCCCGACUUUGGCGGCGCUUCCGUUACCAUUCCGCUGAAGCUUGACAUCAUGAAGGAAAUUGACGAAGUCUCGGAGGCUGCCCGCAUCAUUGGUGCCGUCAACACCAUUAUCCCGGUAUCGAACGGCGGAGAUGUGACUAGGCUUGUUGGUGAUAACACUGACUGGUCAGGCAUGGUUCACUCUCUUCAGUCGGUUGGUGUAUCGUCCCAUUCGGCAGAAGACGGCCAAUUCUCUGCCAUUGUCAUUGGAUCAGGUGGAACAACAAGAGCUGCCAUCUUCGCCCUACACGCACUAGGGUUUGGUCCUAUUUACGCUCUGGCGCGCAACAGCGGCAACUUGGAGACACUGAAGGCCUCGUUCCCCUCAGAUUAUCGUAUCGAAGCUCUCAAAAAUGCCAGAGAAGUCCCUGCGCUGGCGUCCUCGCCUACCGUCAUGGUCAGCACUAUCCCCGCUGACAAGCCAGUUGAUCCCUCGCUUCGGGAGACGCUCAUGGCAGUGUUGCAUCAAAACACUGCAGUCGACCGAAAACGUGUUCUCCUCGAGAUGGCCUACCAGCCUCGCCAUACACCGCUGAUGCAAUUGGCUGAGGACGCCGGAUGGGAAACAAUUCCUGGGCUCGAGGUCCUCUCCGCCCAGGGCUGGUAUCAGUUCCAGAAAUGGACCGAAAUCAUCCCGCUCUACCAGACUGCUCGGGCAGCCGUCUUGGGCAGUGAACCGGCGGAAGCCAGCGGCCCCAGGGCAUAA